AUGGUCUACCUGGGAAUAUCUUUUCUAGCCUUGCAAACAUGGGUUCCCAGCUACCUCUGCGGCAUGUCGACUUCAGCAUUUGCGGCAGUCUUUAGAUAUGGUAACGCGCAGGACACGAUUCUCGCCGCACCUUAUCUUGAUACGGCAGCAGAUCGGGUGGUAUGGGACGCACGGCUGGACGUCUCACAGCUCGAUGCCCCGCGACUUUCCUGGAUCUCCCUCACGUCCUCGCUCUUACAGCUUUCACUCCUCUUUGUCGCCACGAUGAUAGCUGUCUCAGCAGCAAUCCCUCUGGAUGCGCUUCAGAGGGUUACCAUUGCUCUUUGGAUACUUGGCGUAUUCCUCACUUCCAUCUUCCUUAUUGCCUUGAAUUCAAAGAAGGACCCCACCGAGGCUACUGAUGCCAUCAAAGCGUACUUCAAAUUCUUCUAUGCGUGCUUCGUGAAACCGCAUACAGGCGAUGGAACCGGCAGCCAACAAGAUGCCCUUGAAAGCUUCUACAAGGCGCAAGCUGAAGUCUACGAUUCCACUCGCUCAAGGCUACUUCAUGGUCGCAAGGAUAUGCUGGGCCUCGUUGCAGCUCAACUUGAACAUCGGAUAAAGGCAGGACUUAUCAACAACAAGCCAGUCUGGGUAGACAUUGGUGGCGGCACAGGGCACAAUAUUGAGCAAAUGUCCGCGUUUCUCUCUGUACCCGAGUUCUUCAAAGCCGUUUAUGUCGUGGACCUCUCUCCGAGUCUUUGCGAGAUGGCAAGGAAACGAUUUGAACGUCUAGGCUGGAGCAACGUCAAAGUCAUUUGUCAAGAUGCUCGAGCAUUCCGUCUCCACAAACACGAACAAGAAGCCCUCCAACGAAAGGAAGUCGUCCUCAAGGGCCAAACCGUCCGCGACCUGGACGAAAAUGCGGAUGUGGGCGGCGCUGAGCUCGUGACUAUGAGCUACGCGCUCUCCAUGAUUCCGGAAUUCUACCCGGUCAUCGAUUCGAUAUCGUCGUUGAUUUCUCCUAACGCUGUCAUUGGUGUUUGCGACUUCUAUGUUCAGAAUCAGGUCGACUAUCAGAGCCGAAACUAUACCGGAGGUGUCAUUGAUAGGCACUGCAUGUGGAUUUCAAGGGUCUUUUGGCGAACGUGGUUUGAGAUUGACCGCGUGAAUCUUGAAGCAGCUAGGAGGGAUUACUUGGAAUACCGCUUUGGAACGAUACUUGGCAUCAACGCCCGCAACCACUUCUUUGGCGUGAGAUUACCUUACUACAUCUGGAUCGGCUGCUCUAAAGAUAGCGGUGCGUCGACCACGAGGCUGGCUGAAAUCGAUGCUGCUGCUACGGAAUCUCCAUACCUAUCCGCACUUGACCUCCAGACUGGGCCAACACCUAGAGAUGUAGGACUCCAUUCCAAGGCCUAUGAAUCAGCCAUAGUCAACUUGCAGUCCAGCCUUCCUUUGCCAGCGACAUGGUAUCAGAAUCAUCACUGGAGGAUACACCAUGACGAAUCUCUCCCGAAACACGUGCGAUUCAACAACAAAUACAUCUACGCGUUCACGUGGGAGGAUAGCCGCGCUGAUGCUCGCAUCCUAAGAGUACGACCCGACGACGUCGUGCUGGCUAUCACAAGUGCUGGAGACAACAUCCUGUCAUUCGCAUUAGAGAAGCCAAGGCGUAUACACGCUGUUGAUCUGAAUCCUUCGCAAAAUCACCUUCUCGAACUGAAAGUAGCAGCAUUCACAGCCCUAGGCUACUCUGACGUCUGGAAGCUUUUCGGCGAGGGAAAGCAUGAGUAUUUCCGCGACAUCCUAAUCAACAAACUUAGCCCGCACAUGUCCAGUCUCGCCUUUCAGUUCUGGCUCCAAAACGGCGCCUCUUCCUUCACUAAGAGCGGCCUGUAUUAUUCUGGCGGCUCUGGACAUGCGCUCCACCUUGUCGGCUGGCUCUUCAAGGUGCUUGGGCUCUCAGAGGAAGUGAAGAAGCUCUGCGAAGCCCAGACGUUGAACGAGCAGCGUGAGGUCUGGCAGCAGAGUAUCCGCAGGGUGCUCCAUAGUCGGAUAUUGACGUGGGCGGUUAUUGGGAAUGAAAAGUGGCUGUGGAAGGCGCUUGGUGUGCCCCCGGCCCAACGGAAUAUCAUUGAGCAGGACUAUAUUCAUCAGGAUAAUGCAUCGAAGAUUGGCGUUAUUGGUUCGGGGCAAGCCAUUUACGAGUAUGUCCUGAACACUUUUGAGCCUGUCGUCAACACCACCCUUAUGAGCGACGACAACCACUACUACCUCCUCUGUCUUCAGGGCAAAUACUCUCGAAAAAGCCAUCCAGAGUACCUCACUCCAAAAGCACACAUCAAGCUCUCGAGGCCGGACGCUUUCGAUGGACUUAGAAUCCACACUGAUGAGAUCAGCGAAGUCAUUACUCGCAUGCGACCUGGUACGCUCACUAUCGUCGUUGUCAUGGACUCCAUGGACUGGUUCCCACCGAAUGGUCAGCAUGCUGUUCGCCAGAUCAGGGCAUUGAAUCGAGCGAUGAAGCUCAAGGGACGUGUGCUGCUCAGAUCUGCGGGAUUGAAACCGUGGUAUAUUGAAAAGUUUCAAGAGCUAGGAUUUACGACCAAGAGGGUGGCGGCUAGGUUGCCGGGGACGUGUAUUGAUCGCGUUAAUAUGUACGCAUCAACGUGGAUUUGCACCAAGGACGUAUCGUUAGAGCCGGAACAGGUCAAGGAAGGCCUGCGGAAAGCAUCGUAUAGUUCGUUAGAGCAGCUGAAGAUAUGA
Molecule: messenger RNA, 2748 nt
Organism: Mytilinidion resinicola
Lineage: Eukaryota; Fungi; Ascomycota; Dothideomycetes; Mytilinidiales; Mytilinidiaceae
Exons: 11
Coding region: 1-2748 (915 amino acids)
Source: RefSeq, a predicted model, not a curated record